Molecule: messenger RNA, 1524 nt
Organism: Capronia epimyces CBS 606.96
Lineage: Eukaryota; Fungi; Ascomycota; Eurotiomycetes; Chaetothyriales; Herpotrichiellaceae
Exons: 3
Coding region: 1-1524 (507 amino acids)
Cellular component (GO): cytoplasm
Molecular function (GO): ubiquitin protein ligase activity; zinc ion binding
Source: RefSeq, a predicted model, not a curated record
AUGGAGCAUGUGUCUGGAAACGAGGAGGUUGCGCAGGCAGUUCAUAGAGACAGUCAGGUCUCACAAGAUUCUCAAACCGCUGCAGACUUCAUCAACCAGCAACUAGCCCUCGAGGCCGAUGCGCGCGAGGUGCUACCCUACAAAUUCGACAAAUGCACGUAUCCUCUUGGGCCUCUGCGCCAGAAUGUCUUCGCAUGCCUAACAUGCAGUCCACCGCCCGCCUCCGCGGCACAAGUCUACACACCUGCGGGAGUGUGCUAUGCAUGCUCCAUUUCCUGCCACGGCGAACAUACACUCGUGGAAUUGUUUAGUCGACGGAACUUUGUAUGCGACUGCGGGACGACGAGACUUUUUGCCUCCUCUCCCUGUACACUCCGGUUAGACCCGCGGACCGGGGCUAGAGGCGUGCAUUCCCAGGAAGCUGCACCGGGCAAUCACUACAACCACAAUUUCAAAAACCGAUUCUGUGCCUGCGGAGAGGAAUAUGACGCCGACACAGAGAAGGGCACCAUGUUCCAGUGCUUGGGCCUGGGUACGGUUGAAACCGGCGGUUGUGGCGAAGACUGGUACCACCCAGAAUGUCUAAUGGGACUGGGAAGAGAUUGGUAUAAAAGUUUACAGGUGAAAGAGAAGGAGCACAAAGACACAGCGCAGGAGAUUGGUGCACAGUCACACCCGGUGCCAGCAGGGUUCCCUGGUGAGGACGAUUUUGACGCCAUGAUCUGCUACCGGUGCGUCGAGUCUAACCCUUGGAUCAAACGGUAUGCGGGUACUCCAGGCUUCCUCAAGCCUGUCUUCAGGAGAGAAACACCAACAGUCCUAGGGCCUGACACCACCAAUGGAUCUGCCACUUCCACAAACGUGCCUACGACCCUCAAGCGCAAGGCGUCCGACAUUGAUCUGGAGACAGGCCCAGCAAGUCCUGCAAAGCGCAGUAAGGACGAAGACGCCCACCAGGACUCUUUGCCCACCAUCGGUUCAACUUCCGAACAGGCAACCGAGACGAAACAAUCCCACAAACACGAUACCCUCCCUCCCGCCCCAAAAGGCGUUUUUUCCUUAUUCCUGAAGUCCGAUUUCCGAGACCAUCUUUGCCACUGCCCAGCCUGUUACCCCAACCUGAUCCCCCACCCACAGCUUGUGGAGGAUGAAGAGACCUACGAACCGUCGUUAUCGGCUACGUCCGAGUCUCACCCGGCGCCAGGGUCGGGCACUCGCUCACAAGGUACGGCGAGCUUACUGGACCGCGGCGAGGCGGCGCUUUCGACCAUGGACCGUGUCAAAGCGAUUGAAGGUGUCAUGGUGUAUAACCACCUGAGGGACAAAGUCAAGGAGUUCCUCAAGCCGUACGCCGAGAGCGGCCAGGCCGUGUCGGCGGAAGCUAUCAAGGCGUAUUUUGAGAAGCUGCGUGGCGACGAGAGCGCCAUCAAGGAAGCAGGUACGAAGCCUUUAGAUAGUACAGGCGAAGGGAGUGGAGGCGGGGGUGGAGGCGAUGGCAAUCGGAGGGAACAGUCAGGGUAUUAG